This is a messenger RNA of Asterias rubens (European starfish), 4020 nucleotides long. RefSeq lists its product as uncharacterized. The transcript has 11 exons. Lineage: Eukaryota; Metazoa; Echinodermata; Asteroidea; Forcipulatida; Asteriidae. The record is from RefSeq and is a predicted model, not a curated record. The coding region runs from base 726 to 3509 and encodes 927 amino acids. Gene Ontology annotation, molecular function: protein binding.
AAAAAAGGAAGGGAGCUUUAAUGACCCUUUUUGCUUGCUUACCGCUUUAAGCAAACAACAUUGCUUAAGCAAGUCUGAGAAAUGAAAACAAUUGCUAGGUGCGCCCGUUUAGCACACAAUCGACCGUUGCGCAGCUCUAUGAAAUUGGGCACAUGGUGAGCAACCAGGUGUACUGGCCCGGCUUCAAGACGUUCCCUUUAGGUCCAUUGUUGUUCUGUCCACAUCCAGGGCUCCCUUCCUGGAACCAAAAAAAUAGACACACCUUAAGCUGGGAUUCCCAAGAGUAAUUAAUCCUUUUAAAUUGUCCAUUAUACCCACCGGGAAGUAUGGCCAGGGAGAUGGCUCAGGCCAUUUCGCUUCCAUAACUUUAUACCAGCAGCUCGAGACCGGACAGGAAACGGGUCUGGAAGAAACUGCCAGGUGGAAUAGACAUUACGAGCUUAUCAAUUUGUGCGUGUGCAUAGGCUGUAAUUUCCCGAUAACCCGCGACGUACGUUAGAUGUUAGCGCGAAAACCAUAACAAUAAAAUAUGGCAAUAAUCUAUUUUAUUUUGUACGUAUUUAUCGUUCAAUUGUAGAAGGCUCCCCAACAACAACUUACAGGAACUUCCAGACGGAUUGUUUUCAGAUCAGACAGACUCAGAACGACAUGUACAAAGGAUUGAUCUUGCUAACAAUCAAAUUCGAAAGGUAUCUCCAUCAACUUUCAAAGGUUUAAAGGAAGGCAUGUAUUUAUUAUUAGCUGCAAACAAGCUGAAUGAUGAGUCACUACCAAAUGAUUUAUUGGUCAACUUUACGCUUAAUACUUUGAUUGAUCUAUCAAUGAAUGAGCUGACAAAAUUUCCAGGAGAACUUCUACGAACACAAAACCAGCUCGUGCACCUUUACCUCCAACGCAACCACAUCACUGCUCUAGACGAAACCAUGUUCAAAGGACUUCACUCUCUUGCUUCACUAUACAUCUAUCAAAAUCCGAUAAUACAGAUGGCAGACUUUCAGUUUUUUGAGACAACCCUAGAAUUUCUUCUUAUGUUUCAGUGUGAUUUAUCAGAAGUUGGAAUGAGACCGUUUGCUACGAAAGGAGACACCAUAAAGCAAAUAUUACUCCACGGAAAUCCAAUUGAACAUAUUUCCGACACCGUAUGGCGUGAUUUGAGACAUGACUGUUACGUAUCUGUUGAUAACAGUCUUCAAGAAGCACCACAAACGAAUCGGACAGACAUUACAAUUGAAUUAGUCGGAGACGACUUUAUACGUCCAUUCGACAUGCUGUAUGUAGGAAACCGUGGCUUUUCGUCAUCGGGUUUUGUGUGCCAAGAAACUUCACAAACCGAGCGUAAAUGCAGGCCCUGUCAUCAGGGAACUUUCGGAUCGCAGUCAGGCUGUAGCCCAUGUCCGCCAGGUGGGUUUUACCAAAGCAAAACUGGUCAGUAUUCGAAUGGCGAUUUGAACUGUGAAACAUGCAAUAAAGGAACUUACGUCUCGCCUGAAGCUUCACCUGGCACGAGAGCUGCUGAUUGCAAGGUGUGUCCAACAGGGACAGAUAAAAGUACCGCUGCAGGGUUCCGGGCUUGUCCGUGUGUGGACAACUAUUACCGCACUGAUCGGUUUGGCGAAUGUCAUCAGUGUCCCCACGAAGGGAUCGACUGCUCCGGGGAAUAUCAACAUCUUCGUCCGGGCUACUGGUGGACGUGGAACUGGAGCUCACAAGAAGACCAAAUCUCGCAGGAAAACCACGAUUCCUAUAUGAAUUUUGUCAGCAAUAUAGGCAUUAUGAACGACUCGUAUGACAGAAGCACGCAGAGAUUUAGCGGGAAGUUACCAAAGGUACACAAAUGUCCACGCGACGACGUGUGUCCAAAUGGUGGAUUUGGUAUCGACUCAACUUGCAGUGAAGGUUACAAGGGCUGGCUGUGUUCUGAAUGUGCAAACAAGUAUUACUCUUGGCUUGGUCAUUGUUUGGAAUGUCCAGAGUGGCCGUUAUUUGCUGUAGAAGUUUUCUGCAUCUUGCUUGUUGUCUGCCUCAUAGUCUGUUUCUUUGUGUGGGAUGCAUAUAGAAGGCAUCGUCGGAAUGAACGAAAUAUCGUGAGCGUCUUCUUAGCACGCGGGAAAAUCGUAGUUGGUUUUUGCCAGGUCAUGGGGGAAAUAUUCUCUGCUCUAGAUGACAUUCCUUGGCCAAAGAAUUUGCAGACAUUGGGCUCAGUCUUUAAGACAGUGGAGGUCAGCUUAGUUGGCUGGUUGAUUAGUCCUCGAUGCUUUAUUCCGGAUUUCACCUACCACAAUAUUUACAUUGAAUUCUUGGUCGGUUUCAGCUUCAUCAUAUUUGUUGUUCUGGUUGCUUUUUGUUACUAUGUAUUCAGAAAAUAUUACAUAAGAGACGCGCAAGGGUUGCCUGCGCACUGCAAAAAUGAUCUCAGUAAAAGUAAACGAAGAUGUUUCCUUAUUGUCGUCAUUUUGCUCUUUCUGUCGUACCCAAGCGUAUGCAGCGUUGUUAUUACUCUGUUGCCGACUGGGUGUAAGCUGUUUUACAUGGAUGAGGAUAAAGAACUCAACAUCACCUUGCUGAGGUAUGAUUACGCAAUAGACUGUGAGAGCCCAGAACACAAUGUUUACAACUAUGCCGCCCAAACAGCUGUGGUGUACGUUGUGGGUUUCCCGCUCGGAUUGUUCAUUCUUCUGUGGUAUAGUAAAAGAAAGACCACCAAUGGAGAAGAUCAAGCAUCCGUUUCGAGUCAGGGUUCAGAUCAAGUGUUGCCCGGUACCUCCAAUGAUGGGAUAGAGGAUACAGAAACACCCGUGUCGAGUCAAAAUUCGGGUCAAGUACUGCUUGUUGUCACCCAUGAUAAGACAGAUGACUUUAAUAACCUUGUCACAGAGUCAGGUGCGCACGUAUUUCAUGACACCUCAGAGCCAGAUGCGAAAAUUAGCUGGCAGAGUUUUCUGUGUGAAAACUACAAAGCCGAGUUCUGGUACUGGGAGAUCAUUGAACUUACCCGUAAGAUCCUGCAGACGCUCUUCAUACUGCUGUUCGGACCCGAGGACCACUUCACACUCUUCAUGUCUGUCUUCUUGUCUGUCUUCUUUCUGCUCAUCCACGCCUACCUGAAACCAAUGAAGGAUGCAGCUGAACAGCGGCUUCAGAUGUGCUCGCUUGGUAUCAUCUUCAUAAACAUGCUGGCGGCGUCCUUGCUCCUCAUGCCAAAUGACGAUGGGCCAAUUGUAGAUGAUAGAAAGGGAACUCUUUCAACUGCGUUAGUUCUUCUUAAUCUCAGCAUUAUUGUUUUCGUUGCAAUAAGCUCCGUCUGGACUGGCAUCAAGACUCUUUCGAGACAUGGAUGCUUUGCUUGUAUAAGAAAUUCAUCGGUGCAGAUGUAUAGAUGGUGCCGAAGACGCUACAAGAGAGAGCAAGAUGGCUAUCUGGACGACCAACACUUUUCACUUUUUGACGAACAGGACGAGCAGACCAAUGAAGGCCAAGACGCUUCAUCAGUGGUUCCAGUAACUAAUUAACUAUUCUUGGCCUGACAGUGAAGUUAGAAGCUAAAAUUAAUAUAAAUUUAGAUGCUAGGCUGCCGGACCAGUUUAUUGGGUAGUGAAUAACACUGUAAUAUAUUGCUAUAUUUGGUUAGUUGUUUCAUAAGAAGGCUAAUGCAAGAUCUUAAACAAAAAUCAAAGCUAAAUGGAUGUUUUGUUCGAGGCUGAUGAUUUAAUAGGGCAAGUCGUAUUUUGUAUUAAAAACCAAGUUUGGAUUAGAUUUUUGUUCAGACACUUUGUAUGGUAUUUAGGGGCGUUUAUUUUUUUGCCAUACUUUGUAGUUGCCCUUUUUUGGCAAUCUAAAAGUACAACGGACAUGCUUUCUUUCAAACUCAGAGAAGGCAAAACCUUCUAUCAUCGCUAUAACGGAAUGAUAACUAUUUCAAACUCCCUCAACUCUUGACACGUAAUUCAUGUUAUUCAAAAUAUUUAAAAUGUAUACCCAAUUCAAUUUAAAAACACUGGACACUUAUGGUAACUGUAGAGA